AUGAGCACUGACACCAGUGGCGACUCGAUCUCUCGAGUUGCUUCGCUCGUGGUGGUGCUUAGGGGCAUCACCACCAUCACCAAGCGUUCUAUCGUUGGAUGGACUUGCGUAGGCGAAGACUCGUCGGAACAAUCGCUCAGUCCAAAGAUCUCGAGCAUGAUGCCGCUACGUUCACCAGAGCCAGUCAACCUGGCUCUUGCAGUGUCCGCCGCGGAUGAUCCGGAGGCGUGA
This is a messenger RNA of Peronospora matthiolae, 231 nucleotides long. The record is from the annotation of a GenBank genome assembly. NCBI's taxonomy places the organism in Eukaryota, Oomycota, Peronosporomycetes, Peronosporales, Peronosporaceae.